This is a messenger RNA of Drosophila albomicans, 584 nucleotides long. RefSeq lists its product as uncharacterized. The transcript has 2 exons. Lineage: Eukaryota; Metazoa; Arthropoda; Insecta; Diptera; Drosophilidae. Bases 1 to 582 code for a protein of 193 amino acids. The record is from RefSeq and is a predicted model, not a curated record.
AUGCAUACAUAUAAACUUCUAUUUCUAUUCACCUGGACUAAACUUUGCGUCCUCGGCCUCAACCUUCAGUACGAUGAAUUCUAUUCAAAGUCUUUUGUUCCCAAUGAUAUCUUUGUCAGCUAUAGCGUUGAAAAUAUGGAGGAACUCAACUAUAAUAUGACUGUGAGGGAACAAUUUCCUGGCAAAUUGUUAAUGCAUGUCUUUGCUCGCCGGUUGGAUAAUGUUCCAGGCGGAUCGAAGACCGUGGAGAUGAUAAAAAUGAAGAAUUUAGAUUUCUGUAAAACACUCGAGUCGCUGCGCAAUUUAACCUUAGAUGAUCUACAAGGGGAAUCCUUAAUGCCAUCGACAUUUUUGAUGUCCUGUCCGUUGACACCGGGUUUCUAUUAUGUGGAUCAUGGAUCUAUUGAUGUCAACUUGUUUCCACUGCGCCUUGAGGAUGGCAGAUAUUUGGUGCAAUUCGAAUUGAUUCAGGUCUACGAUGAGGUCAUCAAAUUACUCAAUUGUAAAAUCAAAUUAAGAAAGAAGAAAAGUGAAGAGCCACAUAAAAAGGAGGAUUUAUUCUCCUCAGAGGAGAAAACUUAGAA